Molecule: messenger RNA, 2448 nt
Organism: Daucus carota subsp. sativus
Lineage: Eukaryota; Viridiplantae; Streptophyta; Magnoliopsida; Apiales; Apiaceae
Exons: 3
Coding region: 1-2448 (815 amino acids)
Source: RefSeq, a predicted model, not a curated record
AUGGAAGAGUCUUCAAAGCUUGUUCAGCAGAAGCUUGAUGCGUAUGCUCAGAAACAAGAUGCGACGAAUCGCAAAUUUGACGAUGCUAUUGGUAAAUUGCUGCAGUCAUUUGAUGAAAUCAAGACGCAAUUGAGAGGCAUGAGCUCGUCACAUCGUCACGAUGCUCGAUUCAAUUCAGAUGCAUCUGGAUCUCAAGAACCUAACGAUUCUGGUACUCGUUCUCUCAAAUACACUCCUAAACUCGAUUUUUCUAAAUUUGAUGGCAAUAAUCCAAGAAUUUGGAUCAAGAAGUGUGUGCGUUAUUUUGAGUUGUGUAAAAUACCGAAUGAUCAAAAAGUCGAUAUUGCUUCUCUUCACAUGCUUCAUAAGGCCGAGACAUGGGUGUCUAGUUACUUAGCUAAUAGGAGAUCAGUAGAUUGGGAUGAUUUUAUCAUUGAUCUGAUUGCUAGGUUUAGAGAUGAUGGCCCUGGAAAAAUUGUUGAACAGUUUAACAGAUUGCAACAAACUGGUCCUUUGGAGGAUUAUAUUGAUGAAUUUGAGAAUGCUAGGUCAUUGAUGCUGCAGAACAAUCAUAUAUUUCCUGAUUCAUAUAUGCUGGACAGUUUUAUAGGAGGCCUCAAGGCUAGUGUGAAGCCAUUUUUUAGGGCUUUUAAACCUACAACUAUAGCACAGGAAGUUGAAUAUGCUCGUUUGAAGGAAGAGACUACUACUAAUGGUUUUAAACCCUCUAAAUUUUCCACUACUACACAACCAACCCCUCUCCAGUCUGUUCCUUUGUUGGCCAACAGUUUACCACCUCUUUUGCCAACACCUGCUGCCAAAAACAAUCAACUAGUGCCUUACAAAGCUGCUAAUCCUAGAAAUUCCAGAUUCAUUCCAGCUGAUGUGAGAGCUGAAAAAAUAGCUAAGGGCCUUUGUUAUUAUUGUGACCAGACUUAUGAAAAAGGCCAUAAGUGCAAAUUUAAAGAACCUCAGUUGUUUACAGUAGAGGUUCCAAGUGAUGAUGCUGAUUUGCUUGAAGACUGCAUGAGUCAUACUUUUCAGACAAUGAGACUCAAGGGUGUCACUAAGGGAAAGCCUCUUCAUAUACUGGUAGAUUCUGGCAGUACUCACAACUUUGUAGACUUGGUUUUUGCUCAGAAACUGGGGUGUCACUUGGAGGAGGUUGAGGCCCAAGCAGUUAUAGUAGCAGAUGGGAGUCACAUAGUUUGUAAGCAUAAGUGCCAAAAUUUUCAUUGGCUCAUGAAUGGUAGGGAAUUUGUCACUGAGGUGUUAUUGAUUCCUUUGGGCAGCUGUGAUAUGGUUUUGGGCAUUCAAUGGUUAUCUACCUUGGGAGCAGUCCAGUGGGACUUUAAAAAACUGCAGAUGGAUUUUAUUCUCAAUAAUGAGCUGAUCACUUUGAAAGGAAUUCCACCAAGGAAGCUCAAAGUUAUUGAGGGCCAACCUUCACCUAAGAUGAUGCAAAAUGCAGCCCAUUGCUGCUUGUUACAACUGAAUAAAAUUGAUUCUGUGUUGUCAAUGGAAAACAAGGGUCAACAGCCAGAUUUCCCAGAGUUACAACAAUUAAGACAGGAAUUUGCAUCUGUCUUUGAAGACCCUGUAGGUUUGCCUCCAAGCAGAACCACUUUUGAUCACAAGAUUCCACUAGCACCAGGUGAGGGUCCUGUUAAUAUACGACCCUACAGAUAUCCUUUAAAACAAAGGGAUAUUAUUGAACAAUUAGUACAAGAGAUGCUAGAUAGGGGUAUCAUUCAGAACAGCUCCUCUCCGUUUGCUUCUCCAGUUGUACUAGUAGGGAAGAAGGAUGGUACUUGGCGUUUGUGUAUUGAUUACAGAGAAUUAAAUAGGAAAACUGUUAAAGACAAGUUUCCAAUUCCUGUUAUUGAUGAAUUAAUUGAUGAAUUGGCUAGGGCUAAAAUUUUCAGCAAAUUAGACUUGAGGGCUGGUUAUCAUCAAUUAAGAUUACAUCCUGAUGAUGUCUUUAAGACUGCUUUCAAAACACACACGGGUCAUUAUGAAUUUUUAGUAAUGCCUUUUGGGCUUAACAAUGCUCCUGCUUCUUUUCAGAAUUGGAUGAAUUCAGUUUUCAAGUCACUUUUGAGGAAAUGUGUGGUUGAAUACCUAGGUCAUUUCAUUUCUGGUAAGGGAGUGGAGACAGAUCCUCAGAAAUUGAUUGCAAUUACCAGCUGGCAGGUUGCUAGUUCUGUUAAGGAGUUGAGAGGGUUUCUUGGCUUAGCUGGGUACUACAGGAAAUUUGUAAGGAGCUUUGCUGUCAUUAGUAAGCCUUUGACAGACUUACUCAAGAAGGGAGGGUUUGAAUGGUCUGCAGAAGCUCAAUCUGCAUUUGAUACCCUUAAAAAAGCUCUGACUUCUGCACCUGUAUUAGCUGUGCCUGACUUUAAUGAGCCUUUUGUUGUAGAAACAGAUGCUUCUAAAAAGGGAAUAUGA